Molecule: messenger RNA, 2663 nt
Organism: Myripristis murdjan (pinecone soldierfish)
Lineage: Eukaryota; Metazoa; Chordata; Actinopteri; Holocentriformes; Holocentridae
Gene: tyw1
Product: tRNA-yW synthesizing protein 1 homolog (S. cerevisiae)
Exons: 16
Coding region: 95-2383 (762 amino acids)
Biological process (GO): wybutosine biosynthetic process
Molecular function (GO): FMN binding; 4 iron, 4 sulfur cluster binding; catalytic activity
Source: RefSeq, a predicted model, not a curated record
CACAUCAAUGGGAUCCGUUCGGCAACUAAACAACUAAACUGCUGAAGUCCAUUUCCACACAUUUGCACACAUUAUUAGCGCCGCUUUCCUAAUUAUGUGCACUUUUGGAGCAUCCGCAACGACGACGCGUGUCUUGGUUUUUCUUCUCUGUGUAGUAAAGGAUGUUUGCACCUUGGACACCAAAGGGCCGGAGGAUGCCCACAGAGCCCCGGAGGGCUGCCUCAUGUCGCUGUGGCACGGCCGGCUCUAUCUGUACUCCGCCGUGGCGCUGGGGUUUGGGAUCUGGCUCUCCUUACAGGUGGCGUUCAAAAAGAAAAGUUUUGCCAAACAAGUGGGCCCAUGGGUCUGCAAAGCUGUGAGGACGAGUGGCCCCUCUCAGGAGAAAGACGCUGUGCUUCAUGUUUCAGGAGUGAAGAUCUUCUACGGCUCCCAGACAGGAACAGCUAAAGGUUUUGCAAAAGAUCUGUCAGACGACGUCAAGGCUUUGGGCAUAGCAGCUGAAGUGAUUGACAUGAAAGACUACGAUCCAGAUGACCGGCUCGCUGAUGAGUGCAGCAACAAGUCCGUGUGUGUGUUUCUUGUGGCCACGUACACGGACGGACAGCCGACAGAAAACGCUGAGUGGUUCUGUAAGUGGCUGGAGGAAGCGUCCACAGACUUCAGAUACGGGAAGACUUACCUCCGAGGCCUGCGAUACGCCGUGUUCGGCCUGGGGAACUCCGUCUAUGUUGGCCACUACAACACAGUCGGUAAAGAUGUGGACAAGUGGCUGUGGAUGCUGAGCGGCAUGCGAAUCCUGACCAGGGGAGAGGGUGACUGCAACGUGACGAAGAGCCGUAAUGGCAGCGUGCAGGCAGACUUCCAGGCGUGGAAGGUCAAGUUCCUGAGCCGUCUGCAAGACCUGGCAAAGGGCGAGAAGAAGAGCUCCACCGGGAGCUGCAAGAGCGGCAGCGGCUCCUGCAAGAGCAGGACGAAGAGGAGCCAGGGGCAGUCGGAGGAGGAGAAGGCAGCACUGCACGAUAACUUUGAGGCGGAGCUGGUGGAGUCCAGCAGCGAUGAGGAGGAGUCUGCCCUGCCAGAGGAGAGCCAAUCAGGCUCUGUGGUCGACGUGGAGGAUCUGGGCAGAAUCAUGAACAGUGUCAGAAAAGCCAAGAGCAGAGACGAGGGCCGAGGAGACGGCCAGAUGGUGAAACUAUCCAAGGUGAACGGUGUGAAGAAGAUUGAAAAUGAGGGAGAAAGAAGAGAGAUGAUCACCCCGGCCCUCAGGGAAGCACUGACGAAGCAAGGAUACAAACUCAUUGGAAGUCACUCAGGUGUGAAGCUUUGUCGAUGGACCAAGUCGAUGUUGCGAGGAAGAGGAGGCUGUUACAAGCACACUUUCUACGGUAUUGAGUCCCACCGGUGCAUGGAGACCACCCCCAGUCUCGCCUGUGCUAACAAGUGUGUCUUCUGCUGGAGACAUCACACCAACCCCGUGGGCACAGAGUGGCACUGGAAGAUGGACCCCGCUGAGAAGAUCCUGCAGGACGCCCUGGAGAAGCACCAGAACAUGAUUCGGCAGUUUAGAGGUGUCCCUGGAGUGAAACAAGAGCGGUACGAGGAGGGUUUGGCGGUCAAGCACUGCGCCCUCUCGCUGGUUGGUGAGCCAAUCAUGUACCCUGAAAUCAAUGCCUUCCUCCGCCUCCUCCACACCCACCGCAUCUCCAGCUUCCUGGUUACCAAUGCGCAGUUCCCCCAGGAAAUCAGGAACCUGGUGCCGGUGACUCAGUUGUAUGUGAGUGUUGAUGCCAGCACCAAAGACAGUCUGAAGAAGAUUGACCGGCCACUUUUCAGGGACUUCUGGCCUCGCUUCCUUGAUAGCCUCAAGGCCCUGGGGGAGAAGAGGCAGAGGACAGUGUACAGGUUAACGCUGGUGAAAGCCUGGAACGUGGAGGAGCUGCAGGCCUACUCGGACCUCAUUGCCUUGGGCCAGCCGGACUUCAUUGAGGUCAAGGGAGUGACGUAUUGUGGGGAGAGCUCUGCCAGCAGUCUGACCAUGGCCAACGUUCCCUGGCACCAGGAGGUGGUCGCCUUCGUCCAGCAGCUGGCCGAUAUGCUGCCUCAGUACGAGAUCGCCUGCGAACACGAGCACUCCAACUGUCUGCUCAUCGCACACACCAAGUUCAAGGUGGACGGUGAGUGGUGGACGUGGAUCGACUACGAGCGCUUCCAGGAGCUGGUCGAGGCUCAUGAGCGGAGCGGCGGCCAGCGGAGCUUCUCAGCUCUUGACUACACAGCCAGGACCCCCGGCUGGGCUCUGUUCGGGGCCCAUGAGCAAGGCUUCGACCCCGCAGACACACGCUUCCAACGGCGCAACAAGACCAAAGACAUCUCGGGAUGCUGAAGGACUGACAGCCGGAGAGCGGCCGAGCGAAUGAGACGGAGGGAGUGAGAGAGAAAGGAGCCCCGGGUGUUUAAGGUUCAGCGGACUGUUCCUUUACUAAAAUAAAUGUUUGGUAGCUGCCCUUCCUCUCAGGACUCUCCCACAUGAACCUGAGCUUUCUCUCUCCCAGCUUCCCUUCACCGCAAAAACUCCAAAUCUUACCAAGAUUAUUUGUCUUAUUUCAAGUCAAAAAUGUCUUAUUUCUAGUCAAAAUAUCUCAUUACACUUAAAAUAAGACAUG